Messenger RNA from Nicotiana tabacum (common tobacco), 700 nucleotides. Lineage: Eukaryota; Viridiplantae; Streptophyta; Magnoliopsida; Solanales; Solanaceae. The record is from RefSeq and is a predicted model, not a curated record.
ACAGACAUACCCCAAAUAAAGAAGAAGAAGAAGAAGAAGAAUGCUGCCUAUUAGAAUUUUAUGCUUACUAGUACUCCUAAUCUUAAUUGCUCAUAUUCUCCCAAGCACGAGUUCUUACCAAGGAGAUUUGAGUAUAGGUCGUGGUGCAAAUAAAAGACGCAAUUCAGCACCAAAUAGAGAGGCAAAUACUGGUGGAGAACAUGAAGCAGCUGUGAUAAGAGGAAAUAAAAUGAAAGGAUCCCAAAAGGCAUAUACAGGAAAAUUCAUGAAAGAAGAUAUUAAUAUAGUAGCAACCAAGCAAGAGAGGGUGGGUUUAAAUGUAAACGUAAAAGGUGAACAAAUUAUGAGCAGACGUCCACUUUCGCAAUCUGGAGGGAAGAAAGAAAGGGCUGAAUUUGUUGCAUUUACAGCAGAUUAUAAAUCACCAAGGCAUCACCCUCCAAGACACAACUGAAAACCAAUUAAAGAUCGAUCAGUUCAACACUACUUUUGCAGCUUUUUUAUGUUAAGUCUUUUCUUUAAUAUCUUUCAGCUUAUACAAUUAGUGCAUUUUAUGUAUUUUUAUUUGUGGCAUGCAACAACUACGGAUGCUUUUAUUAAAUAUCGAGCAGUAUAAUGAAGGAAUAUAUGUACUCAGGAUUUUCAAUCCUAUGUUCAUUCAGAUAUUCAUGUUUUGUAAUUCGGAGAACUGAUUGAUGGA